Molecule: messenger RNA, 732 nt
Organism: Ustilaginoidea virens
Lineage: Eukaryota; Fungi; Ascomycota; Sordariomycetes; Hypocreales; Clavicipitaceae
Exons: 2
Coding region: 1-732 (243 amino acids)
Biological process (GO): GPI anchor biosynthetic process; protein O-linked glycosylation via mannose
Cellular component (GO): endoplasmic reticulum membrane
Molecular function (GO): dolichyl-phosphate beta-D-mannosyltransferase activity
Source: RefSeq, a predicted model, not a curated record
AUGGCGCCCGCAAAGACGUCGUCCAACAAGUACUCGGUGAUUCUGCCAACAUACAAUGAGCGACGAAACCUGCCCAUCAUUACGUGGUUGCUGAACCGCACCUUUACCGAGAGCAACCUCGACUGGGAGCUCAUCAUCGUCGACGACGGCUCCCCCGACGGCACGCAGCGCGUGGCCAGCCAGCUCGUCGAGGCCUACUCGCCGCACGUCGUCCUCAAGCCCCGCGCGGGCAAGCUCGGCCUCGGCACCGCCUACGUGCACGGCCUCCAGUUCACCACGGGCAACUUCGUCAUCAUCAUGGACGCCGACUUCUCCCACCACCCCAAGUUCAUCCCGCAGAUGGUGGCGGUGCAGCAGGCCGGCGGCUUCGACAUCGUCACGGGCACGCGGUACGCCGGCGACGGCGGCGUCUUCGGCUGGGACCUCAGGCGCAAGCUGGUCAGCCGCGGCGCCAACCUGUUUGCCGACACGGUGCUGCGCCCCGGCGUGAGCGACCUGACGGGCAGCUUCCGCCUCUACAGGAAGAGCGUGCUGGAAAAGGUGAUUACCAGCACCGAGAGCAAGGGGUACACGUUCCAGAUGGAGAUGAUGGUUCGCGCCAAGGCCAUGGGGUGCUCCGUCGCCGAGGUGCCCAUCUCCUUUGUCGACCGGCUGUACGGCGAGAGCAAGCUGGGGGGUGACGAGAUUGUCGAGUAUGCCAAGGGCGUGUUUUCGCUGUGGAUGAAGGUGUGA